Porites evermanni is the source of this 2722-nucleotide messenger RNA. Lineage: Eukaryota; Metazoa; Cnidaria; Anthozoa; Scleractinia; Poritidae. The record is from the annotation of a GenBank genome assembly.
AUGCCAGCUACAACUCAACUUGCUUCUCUCGUGGUGAGUGCUUUUGAUACUUUCUUAAUUGUGGACAAUAGUUGUCUGUCAGCCGAGUUGUUCAACGUCAUCCGGAAACCAUUCAGUUACUGUUCACGGAGGUACAAUCACUUCUUACAUAUGGGUCCCCGCCCCACACCCCCAGGUACACAUUUGCAUGUAGCAGCUGCUCGGAAGAGAAGUCACCAAUGGUGCGUUUCCCUGACCCCCAACAACACUAACACAGUUGGGAGAAUGACACGUCAUUGCUUUCUGCGACCAAUUAGGAGAGACCUUCGAGCAGCUCCAACACUACUCACACAUUUGGAAACCUUGGGCGCGAUCCAUUCAACCAAAAUUUCCGGAAAUUUCGGUCCAAAACUCAAUGGAUCGGUUCGGUCCAACCGGAAAAGUUUCGAAAAAACGGGUCCACCUUUUGAGGUGGACCACUUUUCCCGGUCNCGACCAAUUAGGAGAGACCUUCGAGCAGCUCCAACACUACUCACACAUUUGGAAACCUUGGGCGCGAUCCAUUCAACCAAAAUUUCCGGAAAUUUCGGUCCAAAACUCAAUGGAUCGGUUCGGUCCAACCGGAAAAGUUUCGAAAAAACGGGUCCACCUUUUGAGGUGGACCACUUUUCCCGGUCGGACCGGUUGGAAUUUUGGUUGAAUGGAUCGUGCCCCUUGGGUACACUUACCCCACCCAUAUAUCCUAACAUACCCUCUAGGAGCCUCUCCUAAACAGAAAAGGUCAUGAUCAUUGUGUUUAGAGUCAGAGUCUAUUAUUUUAAUUAUAUUAAGUGAAGUCAAAACUAUAACUAUGCUUUGCAUUUUCAUAUAGGUUGGACUUGCAUUAGGGAAUGUCGCUGGUGUGUAUUUAGCUCAGACAUACGAGGUAAGAGGACCCCUGACUCCUUUUCCUAACGCUGUGUAAAAUUACUCAGGUGCCUUAGUCUAAGGUGAGUGGAAGUGCAAGUUCUUUUGGUUGGUGGAUUAGUAUGAUUUGCUUCAGGUCUGAAUGCUUUUUGAUUCAAGGGAUGCUUUCUAUUCAACAAAAAUUCCGGUGUGAAAUUUCGGAAAUUUCUCAUGCUCAAUGGAAUGGUUCAUUCCGGUUGAACAGACCCAACCCAAGCCGUUGCGUGUUUGCUUAUUGUUCUUGUAAGCAGGAUACAAAAGAGCGGUUCUAGGGACAACAGUUUUGUCAAAUGGAAAGGGACAUUUUGGUCCGAGAGACUGAAAUGACCAGACCGGUCAAAGAGGACCACCUUCAAAGCUGGUCCCGAAUAUUCUGGUCAGACCAAACCGAAAUGGUACGUUCCAUUUGAUGUACCAACUGAAAUUUCCAGAAUUUUGGGUUGAAUGGAAAGUGCACAAGAAGUUCUAGACGAAGGUUAAAAUACUUCUAUCCACCUAAUAUUUAUUUACAUAAUGUUCAAACGUUGGAUAGCACUAUCCACUGGAUUAAAAAUCUAUCCAGUUGACAACACACAUUUAAACAACCAGGGCCUGGUGGAUUGUGUCCACAUAAUUAUUUAAUAAUUAAAGGUACAGUCAUCUAGUGUGAAAUAUAGCAUGGUAUAGAAUUAAUCAGCAGUAGACUCUCUGCUUUAAUUGGCUAAAUAAAGACCAAAGAUAAUUUUAAAUUUGUUUAAAUUACAUGUAUUCCAGGCAGUGUUAUCUUUGGUCAUAAAAUUGUUUACAAAUUUUGAAGCCAGAGCAUGUAUAAUAUGUAAACAAUAUUCUUCUGCUUCUGAUGACUGUUAUUGUCAAUCUUUUUGCCCAACUACUUGUGAAAUACAUUCUGCUUAAAUGCUCUCUUGGCAAAAACCAAAUAUUUUUGAAGCAAGCAACUCUUAGUAUUUUCUCUUCAUAGCCCGCAUCAUAUAUUUUGAUAGCAGAGCAAGUAGUUCCCUAGUUUAACCCAAGUGAAUGCUGGAGAAGGGGGUACCCUACAAAUUUUUGUGGGGGUCUGCAACCAGGUUCCUGAAAGUCCUACACAGAACACUAUGUACCUUAUAUCAGACCAUGUUUAGGUGUAACUUAAUUUGCAACCCCAUUCUUCGGUUCAACACAAUGUGCCAAAAAACUCCUCUCCCAUCCAGUCUAACCAUUAACAAAAAGGACUUAUAAUUUAGCACACUGCUGAUCAGUUCCCAUAAAUGAUGCCCAAUUCUAGGCCAACACCUUUACAUAACCUAAAUAUAGCAUCACCCAUUCCCCUGGGCAUUCUAGUGCCUGCAAAGGCUUCCAGAAAAUACCUGCAGUACACGCUAUUGAAAACCUCUUUAGGCAUUAUUUUUGUAAGUGUACUUAGUGAGCUGUGUUUUAACUGGCUUGAAUCUCUAAUCUUGGAGACAACUUGGUCUGUCCACUGUAAAUGUAACUGCUUUUCUAAUAGGUGAAUAUGUCAUGGUUCAAUUUUAUCCUUGGUUUAAAUUUUACUGAUUUCCCUUUGUUUUAAACUCAUUAUCAUACAGUACUGCACCCCAAAAUAAAGGGAAAUAGAAUUGAAACUAAGGACAAAAUUGAACCACAACAAAUAUACCUGUGGCAACUCAGGUUCAAGGUCCUAUUGGAUUCACUUUGAGAAUCACUGAUUAUACUUUUGUCUCCCUUGUAGUUGCCCGAUUUACACACAUUUGCAGAAAACCUUUUCUCCAAGGCAAAAGAAUAUGAAAAAACAACAAGAAAGUCUGAUGAUGGGAAGGAGUGA